AGUUCCCCACCAUCCGCUUGACCCCGACAAUAAUCCACCAUUGCCUCCCCAACACACGCAAUAUGGCUCCUAAAUCUUUGGUGUUUGACCUGUCAAGAUGCGCGCGUCCAAAUAUUCUAGCCUUGGAGCCGUACCGGUGCGCGCGCGAUGACUACAAAGACGACGGCACGAAUAUCCUCCUCGACGCGAACGAGAACGCAUACGGACCCGGCCUAGCGCUUAACGAGGAAGGCAAGCUUUCAAACGCGACCGUCAAUGGCACAUCCGGCUCAGCACCAGCUAUCGACGUGGAUCUGCUUGGGUUGAAUCGAUACCCAGACCCCCACCAGAUAGAACUCAAGCAGGACCUCUGUAACCUGCGAAAUACCCACGUCCACACCUCGAAGACACUGUCGCCCGAGCACCUCUUUGUCGGCGUCGGCUCGGACGAAGCCAUCGAUGCGCUUCUCCGCGCGUUCUGCGUCCCCGGGAGAGAUAAGAUCCUCGUCUGCCCACCUACGUAUGGCAUGUACAGCGUGUCGGCGCAGGUCAACGAUAUCUCGCUCGUGAAGGUCCCGCUGCAGAUACCGGGCUUCCGGCUCGACGUCCCUGCGAUAAAGACCGCGCUAUCGAGCGAUCCGAGUAUAAAGCUGGCAUACUUCUGCUCGCCUGGGAAUCCGACAGGGUCGUUAUUGAGGAAGGAGGACAUACAACAGAUCCUGGAGCACGAGAGCUGGAAUGGCGUUGUGGUGCUGGACGAGGCAUACAUUGACUUUGCGCCCGAGGGCUCCAGUCUGGCGGAGUGGGUCGUGGAAUGGCCGAACCUGGUGGUUAUGCAGACGCUGUCGAAAGCAUUUGGUCUGGCCGGCAUACGGUUAGGCGCAGCGUUUACCGACCCGGCUAUCGCGAAGAUAUUGAAUUCGCUCAAAACACCAUACAACAUCUCGAACCCGACGAGUCAGUUGGCGCGAGUGGCCCUGAGCCCGAAACACCUCGAAGUUAUGCGGAAGAAUAAGGACCUGAUAGUGCGGCAGCGGGACAGGUUACUGGAGGAGCUACCGAAGGUCCCCGGAGUUGGCAGGCUUCUCGGCGGCACGGAGUCGAAUUUCUUGCUGUACGAGAUGCUUGAUGCACCAGCAAACCAGGGUGGUAAGCCGUCGAACGAGGCAGCUUUGGCAGUGUAUGAAGGUCUCGCAGAAGAGAAGGGCGUGGUGGUGCGGUUCCGAGGGAAAGAAUACGGCUGUCUAGGUUGCCUGAGGAUUACGGUAGGCACGGAGAAGGAGGUGGAUAGAUUCCUGGGCGAGAUCAAGGUCGUUUUGGAGAACAUUCACAGGAGUACUGGUAAGCUGGGGCCAAAGGAGGAAGAGAAGAGGGAGAAAGCGGCCAAUGCUGUGGUGGCAUGAAGCGGUUGGUUGCCGCGUGAUCACCGUGACAGUUCCUAUAGGACGGACUUGUCACAAAACACCACUACUUUGACCUAGGAAAGUUGUGGCAUUCGAGCAGCACCGGGUGUGGUAUUUGCGGACGUUGAUAGAAUGCUCGGGAGGAUGCCUCACAGCGAAACAUAGAUUUCUCAUCCGGCAUAUAGAGCAGCAAACAUAGAUGCUGAAGAAUAGAAGUAGGGGCCUGGCCAUUCUAGAGAUAU
This is a messenger RNA of Trematosphaeria pertusa, 1624 nucleotides long. RefSeq names its product histidinol-phosphate aminotransferase. Lineage: Eukaryota; Fungi; Ascomycota; Dothideomycetes; Pleosporales; Trematosphaeriaceae. The coding region runs from base 63 to 1382 and encodes 439 amino acids. The record is from RefSeq and is a predicted model, not a curated record. Gene Ontology annotation, biological process: L-histidine biosynthetic process. The transcript is spliced from 3 exons. Gene Ontology annotation, molecular function: pyridoxal phosphate binding; L-histidinol-phosphate:2-oxoglutarate transaminase activity.